Messenger RNA from Clonostachys byssicola, 726 nucleotides. Lineage: Eukaryota; Fungi; Ascomycota; Sordariomycetes; Hypocreales; Bionectriaceae. The record is from the annotation of a GenBank genome assembly.
AUGCCCUUGACUCAAGGAUUUGGCGGCUACGCCACGCGCUUCGUGGACACGGCACUCGGCUUUGCGACUGGUUAUACCUACUUCUUCAAGUAUAUGAUUGGGACAGCCAAUCAGCUUUCAGCUUUUGCUCUCAUAAUGAGGUACUGGGUGGGUGACAACGUAAACCCAACCGUCCUUAUCACAGUUACACUCAUUGCAAUAAUCCUCAUCAAUAGCGUGAAUGUGCGGACAUUUGGUGAGGUGGAAUUUUGGAUCUGUCUGCUCAAAGUCUUCACUAUGGUGGGGAUUAUUCUCCUACUUUCCAUUCUCGCCGUUGGCGGCGGCCCGUCGGGGGGUCGACCGGGCUUUCGAUACUGGCGCGACACCGGACCCAUUGCCGAGUUCAAAGUAAAGGGAGACAUCGGCCGCUUUUUGCGAGUGCUGUCAGUUCUCUUUCUCGACAUGGUGGUCCCCUGUAAUUCCGAGGCGCUCGCAUUCGCAACCCAUGUCAGCAAAUCCGCCGCCGCGUCGCCUUUUGUGGUGGCCAACAAGGCUGCAGGAAUUAUAGGCCACGACUAUGUCAUCAACAGCUGCAUCGUUCUGUUCGUUCCCUUAGUUGCUAACUCGGACUCUUAUAUCGCUUCCCGAGGACUCUGUAGCAUUGCUGCCGAUGGAAAGGUCCCACCAUUCUUACCCGCACAACUAGGAAUAGAGUGCCUUGGGUUUCUGUCAUUAUCUGCACUCUGA